CGCCGCCCCGCCCCUGGCGCGCGGCCGGGCCCCGCCCCGCGCCCCCCGCGCGUGCGCGGCGCUUCCCGCCAAAACCGGCGUGAGGGGCGCGGGGUCCCCGCCCGCCAUGAACGGGACGGUGCUGCCCGGGACCCCCAUCGCCGUGGACUUCUGGAGCCUGCGGAAGGCGGCCGGUGCCCGCCUCUUCUUCCUGUCCCACAUGCACUCGGACCACACGGUGGGGCUGUCCAGCACCUGGAACCGCCCGCUGUACUGCUCCCCGCUCACCGCCCGCCUCCUGCACCACCGCCUGCAGGUGCCGAUGUGYUGGAUCCGGCCGCUGGAGGUGGGGCAGAGCCAUGUGCUGGAUGAGGUGACAGUGACGCUGAUUGACUCCAACCACUGCCCUGGCUCCGUCAUGUUCCUCUUCGAGGGCGUCUUUGGCACCAUCCUCUAUACAGGAGAUUUCCGCUACACCAGCGCYAUGCAGGGUGAGCCGGUGCUGCGGGGCCGCCACAUCGACCGCCUGUACCUGGACAACACCCACUGCCACCCUCAGCGGGCCCUGCCCCCGCGGGCACUGGCCACACGCCAGGCUGCCCAUCUCAUCCGUGCCCACCCACAGCACCACGUGGUCAUCGGUGUGUACACCCUGGGCAAGGAGACGCUGCUGGUGGACCUGGCGCUGGAGUUCAGCACGUGGGUGGUGGUGAGCCCCUGGCGCCUGGAGCAGAUGCGGCUGCUGGAGCUGCCCAAUGUGUUCACGGCCGAGGAGGGCGCCGGCUGGAUCCGCGCCGUGGAUGUCACCGAGAUCCGCCGGGACACGCUGGUCAGCUGGAACAACCUGCACCCCACCAUUGCCAUCAUCCCCACGGGCAGGCCCAUGAAGGUCGCCCAUCCCAACAUCCACCUCGUCCCGUACUCAGACCACUCGUCCUUUGCGGAGCUGUGCGAGUUUGUGAAGUGGCUGAAACCUUGCUCCAUCAUUCCCAUUGUGAAGAGUGACAUGUGCCAAGUUUACUUUCAGGAAUACCUGAGCUCUGCCCCCCAGGUACUUCCUGAUUUCAAAGUCCCAAAGCCCGUGCAAGAGUCUGGACAGCAGCAAAGCCAAAAGAGGAGGCAGAAACCCACGUGCCUCUGGAAAAGGACCACGUGGCGUUCUGCAUCCCGAGGGGUCGUUUAUGAGUCCCCAGAGAAAAAUACUGAGAAACCUGAAGCAUUUACAGGUGUUAAGGUUCCUCAGCAGUACUCUGAGGCAACUCAGUGUUCAGAGGAAAGCUGGACUUGUCACAGGGAUGAGAAGGAGGAGCUGAGUGAGGAACAGCCAGGAGCAGCACCUGUUUCCAGUGAGCACUUUCCAGCUGUAUUUGCAGAGCAGUAUUUACUCACUCCCUUGAAUGUCUUAAAGCAGAAUUCCUCACAGACAUUUGAUGAGGUGGUGGAAGACUUUUUUAGGAAGGGAGACACUCCCUGAAAAAUCAUGGGACAUUGCAGGUGCCAAUGCAGCUGGUAGCAGUGGUUCAUCCUGCUCUUCAUUCUCAGGUUUCUCAUUCAGAGAGAGGAGCCCAGCUCUGGAGCUCUACUUUCCUUACCUCUAUAGAGGACAAAAGAAACUAGAAGCAGUUUGUAGAUGGUACACUUUUAAAAUUUAUUUUUUUAUGUCUCUGCAUUGCUGGAUCUUCACACUGUGCUGGCCACUGUGGUCCCACUGCCUUGUGUGCUUUGUGCCCACCUUUUGCAGUGACUCGCCUGUCCCCUGUGACAAAAGUCACAGAGGUUGAUUCAAGCAGAGCUGCAGAGGGUGUGAGCAGUCUGCAGAGGAGAAAUUAAUGGCUGCAAUGUGAUGAAAGAAGCAAGGAAGGGGAAUCUGAGAGCCCUAAAGAUUCUCCUUUCCAUGUGUCUGUGAUACCUCACCACUAUGAUCAGUUCAUCCCAAAGUGACUUACAAAUGUUAUUUAUUAAGGUGCUUUUUUUUAAAUGCUGCUGAAAUCUAGAAAGUGAAGUGCCUUAAAGUUCAGCCAUCUGUUUUCUAUCUAUUAAUCUGCUCAUACAGCCUUUGCAUUCAUCAGCCAACUGAUGAAGUUGGCUGAUGAAUAAGCUCUCCUGAUUUCUACUUUCCUGAAAGUGCCAUCUCAAUGUUAAUUGUCAGUGUUUUUUUCAAGUUUCUGGCUGGGGAGAAUAGGAACUGUCUGGGUUAYUGAGUUGUGGGCUUUCCUGAGUGGGUCACUAUAUUCUCUGCAGUCACUGCACUCACUCUUACACGUCUGAAAUCUGCUCAACUGCAAAGCACUCCUGAUAACUGCCAGUGUUCUGCCUUUCCAUUCUGCCUGCUCUUGUCCUGCAGUGGCAAAUGGGAUGGUAGAUAAUGAAACAUCUGCUGAGUGGUAUGAUCAGUCUUACCAGCUUUGUUUGGAAAGGUUGUGACUGAACAGCAGAACUGGCUCUGUUUGAGGCUGGGCACUUUCCCACUCCGGAUCAGCUGCAGAGCCCUGGCCUGGCCCAGCUGGAAGUGUCUGUAGUGUGACAAACAUUGGGUACCCACUGCAGCUGACUGUGCCAUACUGCACUGCCAAUGUUUGAAAUUGGUCCUUUCUACGGUCAGGGCAGCUGGAGUGGGAAAUGAUCAUGGUAUCUGACCAUGGUUGCUGUCCUGGAGCAACGAACCAGUUUGUUCCUCAGCUCUCUUGAUCCUCCUUUUGUUACUUUCUAGGCAAAAUGUUCAGAAUUUUCUGAACAUAGUGUCCUGCAAGGCCUAUCCAACAGGCAGCUAAAUGGGCUGAAUUCCCUGAACUGAGCCAGAAAAAGAAGUGUUUGCUCUUGGAGCAGUGCCAAGCCUUGUGAAAAGCAAAGGUGCCCCUGGGUGCCGCAGUUGCCCCAGUCACAAACAGAGCUGUCUGGAACAGUGAGUGUGUCGACAGCCAGAGUGGGCAUGUUUGGAAAGCUGUUUGGCAAACGUGAAUCCUGACUCCCAACCCUGUGCUUUCCCAGGCACGGCAAUAUUUAUCCCUGUUACAUAAGGAAUGCCUGUCCCUGGGACUGCUGUGGCUCUGCCUGCCAGCUGCCAAGGGGACAUCAGAAGUGACAGAGCAGUGUCCUGUGAACUGCGCUUCACACAGGGCAGCAAGGGCAGUUGGAGCUUCCUGCUGUGGGCUCUGUGUCCUGCUGCUUGGAGGUUUCUGUAUGGAUUAUUUCCUAAUCCAAACUCAACAGCAGAGCUCUGUCAGGAGGGUGUGAGUGGAGACACCUGCACGUUUUGUAACAUGGAAAUGAUAGUGCUGUGCCUGUAGUGUGCUGUCUGCUGCUGCUGCCUGGGAGAUGCAGGCUGUUAUUUAAAUAUUGUUGAAAUUCAAGUGACUCAUUUGACAGGCAGGGGUGUGAAGCUCUGCCUCAACUCCCAAAUUCUAUGUCCUGCUUUGAGCAGUCUUUCCACUGCUGGGGAGCAAUGCUCACCUUCUGAGUCACUGCUUCACUUGGGCAUGUUGCAAAUUACCUGGGAGAUGCUGAUGUUCUGUGGCAUCCAACCUUUCCUCUUCUAUUCUUAUCAACUAUUUAUUAAAAUAAAUGAAGUUGAGAACCUCCUGGUCAGCCUCUGAGCAAAAAGGAGUUCUAAAUGGUAAUUUUUUCCAGAGGUAAAUCUGAGCUUUGAUCACACAAAAAUAAGUGAAAAUUGCAGACUUCAGAGUCUGGGGAUCUGCAUCCCAUUUCUGCAUGCUCAAAGCUGCAGAAUAAAUGCUGGCUUGACUUUCUAGAGCCAAAAUGGUAAUUCCUGCCAUUUCAGGAGGAAGUUAUCAACCAUGCAGAGCCAAAUUUAAAAUCUCUCUGUGGCUUUAAAAGGCAAUAGGAGCAGCAGAGGCUUGACCAAUUGCCAGUGUCUUGGAGAUCUUUGCCUCAGCACAGCAGGUGCACGAGGUGUUUUAGUGCCAAACUUUUUAUCCCUGUUAGGUGUUAUUAAAAUACUACUUUUGUGUGCUAUCCUAAAAUKCUGGAAAACAAAACAUGGCCUUGUGGGGAAAACUGGAGUGCUGAGGCUUCUGAGCAUCCUUCAGCUUCCCCUGAAGAUGGGUUUAGUGGUUGGACUCUGUUCUUAAAUGAAUUUUCCAACCUAAAUGAAAUCUCCUGUCAGUAAGUAUCUGGCCUCUUACAGGCCUUGUUUUCCCUCACACUUGUCUCCAUGCUUUCCCUCUUUUCCUGCCCCCAGCCUGGCUCACAGUGGGGUGUUGAGAGCUGGGGUGUUACAGACAGCAGGGGCUGAGCCUGCUGCUCCCAGCUCACCUGCAGCACUGCUGCCACUGGUGUGUUUUGCUCACAACAGUGACAACGAGAAGCUGCAGCCCAGUAUUUGCUUCCCUGUGGGGUAUCUGAGGCCCACAUGUGUGGAAACUUCAGUUAUCCUGACAGGGAACAGAGAGUGCUCCGAGCAAAGUCCUCCCGAAUCUAUACACACAGAGCAUGCUCCAACUGCUUAUCUCUGACCCACAGUUGGGAACUGGCCCCAGUGUGGGGAAACAGCUCAGCCAAGGCCUUGCAGAGGAGCAAGGAACAAGCUGAGUUCCCUUUGGCAAGAUUUCAGUGCUGUUUUACCAAGCUGUGAUCAAAUGCUGCUGUGUUGUGAGGGCAGGUUCUGGAGCAGAGCUGGCUGUGGAGGGUCAAUCACUGACUGUGCUAUGAACAGCUCAGCUGGCUCCAGCUUCUCUAAAACAGGAGGAAAGCAUGAAGGAGUGCCCUGUUUAUGCUGUGGAGAGGGGAAAAUUGCUCUGUAGGCUGUUGUUAGGAGGCUGAGGCAAAACUUGCCUGGCUCCCGUGCUCCACAGAAACAAGUGUGUAAUGUCACCUUACAGGGAACACCCCAGAGUGCUGCUGGGUCGGGUUUCAAACUCUGCUUCCCCAAUUACAAGGCCGAAACACUUCUAGCAACUUCUCUCUUCCCUGCUGCAGAGCUGCUGUCUGUUCCUCCAGCACAGGAGCUCCUUUUCUAGAUGAAAUAAACUGCAGUGGGGAGAUCUUUCCUUCACCAGAAAAUGAAAGAGUUUACAUAUAGUUUACAUAGUUAAUUUCCACAGUGUGUUGUCACUUUGGGCUUAUUUCAAAUGAACCUCAAGCCUGAAAUCUCUCUUUGUGCCUUUUUUAUGGAGUCCUGUGAAAAGGUAGUAGAACACGUUGAAAAGGUAGAGUCAUUUGAUAAUC
Malurus melanocephalus (red-backed fairy wren) is the source of this 5163-nucleotide messenger RNA. RefSeq names its product DNA cross-link repair 1B (gene DCLRE1B). Gene Ontology annotation, biological process: interstrand cross-link repair; double-strand break repair via nonhomologous end joining; protection from non-homologous end joining at telomere. The record is from RefSeq and is a predicted model, not a curated record. NCBI's taxonomy places the organism in Eukaryota, Metazoa, Chordata, Aves, Passeriformes, Maluridae. Bases 107 to 1453 code for a protein of 448 amino acids. Gene Ontology annotation, molecular function: damaged DNA binding; 5'-3' DNA exonuclease activity. The transcript is spliced from 4 exons.